This is a messenger RNA of Neopelma chrysocephalum (saffron-crested tyrant-manakin), 2154 nucleotides long. RefSeq names its product cytochrome P450 4B1-like. Gene Ontology annotation, molecular function: heme binding; monooxygenase activity; iron ion binding. The record is from RefSeq and is a predicted model, not a curated record. NCBI's taxonomy places the organism in Eukaryota, Metazoa, Chordata, Aves, Passeriformes, Pipridae. Bases 55 to 1578 code for a protein of 507 amino acids. The transcript has 12 exons.
GCCGCCGGGGCCGUGGGGACACGGGAGGCAGCGGCGGCGACUCUCAGUGCGGCGAUGAAGCUCCUGUGGCUGGGCGUGGAUGUCUCCAGGGUGCUGCACCUGGCCGCCGUGUUCUGCCUGACCUGCGUGCUGCUGAAGGCCAUCCAGCUGUACCACCGGCGGCGGGAGCUGCUCCGGGCGCUGGCCGCCUUCCCCGGGCACCCGACACACUGGCUCUUCGGCCACGUCCACGAGUUUCUCAAGGAGGAAGAGGUGCUGGACAAGGCAGAGAUCUGGGCACAGAAGUACCAACAUGCUCACCCAAUGUGGUUUGGGAGUUUCUCAGCGUUCCUGGUUGUCACCGAUCCCGACUACGCCAAGGUUCUGCUGGCCAGAGGAGAUCCCAAGGAUAACAUCAGCUAUAAACACCUUAUCCCAUGGAUUGGGAACGGGUUGCUGAUCUUACAUGGGCCAAAAUGGCACCAGCAUCGAAAACUCCUGACUCCAGGGUUUCAUUACGACGUCUUGAAACCGUACGUGGGCCUGAUGGCAGAGUCUACUAACGUGAUGCUGGAUAAAUGGGAAAAGCUGAUCACAGAUGGAAAACCAGUGGAGCUCUUCGAGCAUGUCAGCUUGAUGACUCUUGAUAGCAUCAUGAAAUGUGCCUUCAGUUGUCACAGUAACUGUCAGACCAACAGGGAAAACGCCUACAUCCAGGCUGUUUACGACCUCUGCUACAUGGUGGAUCAACGCCUCCGCAUCUUCCCCUACCACAAUGACCUCAUUUACUGGCUCAGCCCCCAAGGAUUUCGGUUCAGGAAGGCCUGCCGGAUCGCUCAUGACCACACAGACAAGGUGAUCCAGGAGAGAAAGGAAUCCCUAAAAGAUGAACGGGAAUUUGAAAAGAUCCAGAAGAAGAGACAUUUGGACUUCUUGGACAUUCUGCUGUGUGCCAAAGAUGAGAAUGGAGCUGGACUGUCCAACGAGGACCUGCGUGCCGAGGUGGACACAUUCAUGUUUGAGGGCCAUGAUACCACAGCCAGUGGGAUCUCCUGGCUCUUCUACUGCCUGGCAUCACACCCUGAGCACCAGGCACGGUGCCGGGAGGAGAUCCAGGGCAUCCUGGGGGACCGGAAGACAAUUCAGUGGGAGGACCUGAGCAAGAUGACUUACAGCACUAUGUGCAUCAAGGAGAGCCUUCGCCUUUACCCACCAGUGCCUGGUGUGGCCCGGCAGCUCGGCAAACCCAUCACCUUCCCUGAUGGAAACACCUUGCCAGAAGGCACCAUUGCUGCAGUAAGCAUUUACCUCAUUCACAGGAACCCUGCAAUAUGGAAAGAUCCUUUGGUGUUUGACCCUUCCCGGUUUUCCCCAGAGAAUGUCUCUGGCAGGCACUCCCACGCCUUUCUGCCUUUUUCUGCUGGAAUGAGGAACUGCAUCGGGCAGCAAUUCGCCAUGAACGAGAUGAAGGUGGCACUGGCUCUGACCCUGCUCCGCUUCGAGCUCUUGCCUGACCCUGCCAAUCCUCCCCUCAAAAUAACUCGGAUCAUUCUUCGCUCCAAGAAUGGGAUUCACCUGUAUCUAAAGAAAAUCUGCUGAUGCUGGAAAACAUCCUGCCUUCACCAGAGGGAGGGACCAAGCAGAUGACGGGACAACGUUUCUCUGGGGCAAAAGUGCAGGGCAGGAUUUGGAGAUGGAGGUUCUUGAUUUCUGUGCUUCUUCCACCAGCUGAAAGCCCUUUCCAGGCUGGGUUAAGGUAGCUGGGAUGACACUGCACAGACCCAUUGCCAUCUGCUCCAGAGCACUGAUCUCGGAGCAGCCAGGCAUGGCCAUGCUGUCUGUCCCCUUGCCCUACCAUAAGGGCUGGCCUGGCAACAUCUGCAGGUCCCACCAGCUUCCUUCUUAACAAAUCCUGCCUUCACACUCAUGUCCUGUGCAAAUAUAUGACCAUUUCCAGCCCUUCUCCGUCGUCAGCACCUUCCUCAGUGCCUAGAGGUCAGCCCUCCUCUCCUGCAGCAGGGACAGUCCAUUGCAGACCUCUGUCUCACUUCUCACACUCAGUGUGUCUCUAUUUUACUGAAAGCACUGAUUCCAGUUUGGGCUCUGAAAUUCUGCCCAAACUGCAAAAUAUUCUGUAGUUUUUGUCUUAAUAAACCAAUAAUUUUUCCUGCAACA